AACCAGGGCGUACUUUGUCGAGGGACCGAGCUAAGCCUCUCGUCUGGCCGGGAUGGGGAUAACGGAUAACUAUGGAGCGGUGCCCAGGCUGCUCCCCGCUAGACACUUGUGACUCCUACCUACCUUGUUCUCUCGUUUGCUCGCGGACUAAACUUCACUUCGCACACUGUAUUUUUGAAUCAAAAUGACCGCCAUGGAUUUGGCGAAAAGUGAGGGUGCGAGAGCAGACGGUGAGGUCUCGAAUUGUGUGUCUAAUCUGAUUCAUGCGUUUACGAAUGGACUCAAUAUCUUUAAGCGGCUGAGGGAGAGGAGGAGACGAAGGAAGAAGAAGAGUAGGAGGGUAGACGGAGAGGAAGCAAGCAGUGCGGAGUUGCAGUUGAGUAACUCAUUGAGGAGAGGGCCGAAGGAUAUUCAGAAUAGCUAUGAGAGCCAUUAUGGGAGGGCCGGGGAACGGUUUGCGAAAGGUGAUGCGAUCGCACAUGCCUCCCUCGCGGAGACGCUGAUAAAGUUGAAUACUGGGCUCGUUGGCAUCAUUGCGACGUUCCUAAAUCACGACACAAAGCACAGCCAUCUCAAUCUGGACUACAAGUCCUUGACGAAUCUGUCUGAGGCUUCAAGGAUGGAGGCUAUCAGUUCUCUGAGCCAGCUGUAUCAGCGAUUGAGCCAGUCGCAGCUGCAAGUCCAUCGCAUUGGUGGGUGUCCGCGAUGCGGGAGCAUGAAGCAUCAGGACUGCUCUAGAGCUGCUAGUCGGAGUGGAAGCCCUGAGAAGAGGAAGCAGUCUAGUUCACGGCAGCGAUCGAAUGGGCCUGUGAUAACACGGGUGCCUAUUAAAUCGUCGAAUCAGACGCAACUCGUCGUCGUGCGACCGAAGACGACGCGGAAAGGCUCGGCGAGCAGCUCUAGUUCGACGAAGUCGCACUCGACCGUGGCGAGCCCACCGUACACGCCGCCGCUGGCGUCUCCGCUGCCUCAAUAUGCUCCCAUAGAUCCGUAUCCGACUGCAAAGCCACCAACUACGAAAGCACAUGCACCUCCUCACUCUGGGAGAAGACGAGCAGGCUCCUUCGACGGACCUCGUCCCACAACAUGGCCACACAUGCUCCCAGACCCCAUUCCUCCCAUGGAUCUCCGACUCCCACCGCCCAAGGCCCACGUUCCUCGGAAAAGCCCACCACCUCGGGAGAAGCGCACAUCUCCUCCUCCCGUCAGCCCUGUCAAGCGAAGGAUCGAUAAGGCUACGCCGUCAACCUAUACAUUUGCCUCUGAUAGCACCAAGCUGGGCGAAAUUCCCCAACGGAACUGGACGACCCCAUGGAACUACCAGGAAGCUGAGCGCUUGAAUGCAGAGGCGGCUGUGAACGGCUAUCCGAUGCCGGCUGUGGAGAACAGGCCCAAGGCGAAGAAAGGAUUUUUCGGGUUUCUGAGGCGUGGGUCGGCGCAGGCUUCUUGAGCUCACGACUUGCCCUGCUCGGUACUGAAAGGAGGUAGGAAAGACGAGGGAAGGGGUGGCGUCAGGUUGGUUUACUGCGAAUGCCUUCAAUAGGUCACGACUUAUGUUUCCUUAUGAUUUACGACUCUCAUUUCCUACCAUUGCUAUAGCAUAUACCCGUUUGGAAUUAGCGAUCAAGGAGUUAGGUCGGAGAAGUGAUAUUCACAUUGGAGGUUAUUUAUGCUUGUUUGCGGGGGUGGAUGCAUAGUCUUCACUAUACUUCAAUGGCACUUGAAU
This is a messenger RNA of Trematosphaeria pertusa, 1726 nucleotides long. RefSeq lists its product as uncharacterized. Lineage: Eukaryota; Fungi; Ascomycota; Dothideomycetes; Pleosporales; Trematosphaeriaceae. The coding region runs from base 185 to 1450 and encodes 421 amino acids. The record is from RefSeq and is a predicted model, not a curated record. The transcript has 2 exons.